UUUCUCAUUUCUGAACUAACUAAAACUCGAAAGUGUAUUGUGUUUAUAGGCUUAUAGCCACCUUGGCGUAAGCCCCGAAUCGAGUACGAGCGACCCCCAUGGACGACUAUGAUAAUUUCAGUAGCUUCUAUUCGCUAUUUGAUAAUUCUGCUCUCUUCAAACAGAUUGAGCAGCUUCACCAACCUGAUGCUGAUCAUAUUUACACCAUACCUCUGUAUAAUCUUAUUGGGAAUAUGCUCCGGCUCAGUAAUGCUUCCUAUACUGUAACACCGGUUUUAGAGGAUUAUCCGGAGGACCGAGUUUUUGACGACAUUAAUCGUUUAUCUCCAUUCAUAAUUGAAAGGAUUUCUGCUGAGAUUCAGUUAAAUAGCGAGGUCAGUAACAGCAGCGUACACGAUACAACCCUCAAAGUGUUGAAGAUUUUGCAUAACUUUUCUUGGGAUGUCAAGGUGGUGAUCGCAGUCGCAGCAGCUGCUUUGAUUUGUGGAUCCUCAUGGCUCCGCGAUCAACUUAAAGAUUCAAACUCCCUUGCAAUUGCACUGACACAAUUCAGGGAACAGCUAAGGGUGGAUGAAGGCGCUGACAAAAACCAGUUUGAUGCUAAUGUUAAAUUAUUAACCGAAGCAUUAGAAGCCACCAAGUGCAUUCUUGAUUUUGGAGAGCUAGCAAAUAUAACUAAUAUCCAAGAUCCUGAUGCCGAGAAAGAGGUCAAGGAUGUAAUGAGGGAUUUUCCUAUAGCUGCUUAUUUGGUAAUAAGAAGUGCGGUUCUUGCUGUAGCACAUACGGCAAACAUGUCAUAUGAUUUAAUAUCAGCCACAGCUCAAUUGAAAAAGCUUGAAGAGAUCAGCUUUAUGCUCAAGACAGGAAAUUCUAAAUUGGAAAAGCUUAGAAAGGACGCAAAGCUAAUUGAAGAAUAUAAUGAGAUCAAGAAAAUCAUCAAAAUGUCGCAUUUGGACAACAUGAAAAUCCUCAAGACCUUGAUCGAUAAAAUAAAUGAUCGUCCACUAUAUGACGGUCGCGUAGAAAAACCUGAUGAAACGAAAAUGGAUUGUGCUCGAAGCUUCAGUCUGGAAUUCCGGGAUGUAGAGAUUUUGAGGGGUAAAACUGUGCUAUUACUCCUAUCCCGCCUUGAUAUCACUCCUGCAGAGCUGCGCAUUCUCAAGGAAAGUUACGGAGAAUCGAAAGCCCUCGAAUAUGAGAUUGUCUGGAUCCCUGUCGUUGGCACACAAAACCCAGAUGAAUGGGAUAUUAUGAAUCAGAAGUUUCGAAAAUUAAGAGACUCAAUGCCCUGGUACUCUAUUCAUGAUUUUACAGUGACCGGAGAUGCACUCAUCAAGUUCUUUAAAGAUGAUUGAAACUUUCAUGGUAAGCCUAUGGUUGUAGUGCUAGAUCCUCGGGGAAAAAUUGUGAACUCAAAUGCUAUCCAUAUGAUGUGGAUCUGGAAAAAUCAAGCUUUCCCGUUUAAUUGCGCAAGGGAGGAGGUGCUUUGGGAGCAGGAAACAUGGAGUCUUGAACUGCUUGUUGAUGCUAUUGAUCAAAAUAUUCUGCAAUGGAUCAGAGAAGAAAAGUACAUUCUCUUGUAUGGAGGCGACGACCUGGAAUGGAUCAGACAAUUCACUAAUGAGGCACGAGCUGUAGCGCGAACCCUGCGAAUUCCUCUUGAAAUGGUCUAUGUUGGCGGGAGCCAUAACAAGGAGAACGUGCAGAGGAUUUGUGAUUCUAUAAUAAUGGAGCAGCUGAGCCACUGCUGGCAAGAACAGGACUCUGUUUGGUAUUUCUGGACAAGAAUCGAGAGCAUGAUCUACUCAAAAAUCCAACUAGGUAACCUUUAUGACCAUGCUGAUACCAUAUGGCAAGAGAUACAAAAGCUCCAUAGUCAUGACAAAUCACACAGCGGAUGGGUAGUGCUAGCCAAAGGCUCGAGAAUUGUUGUCCACGGCCAAAAUAAGGUGGCCAUGAAUACCCUUCAAGAGUUGGAGGAGUGGAAGAAACUAGCUAUAACAGACGGAUUUGAUGUGGGGUUCGGAAAUCAUUACAUGAAGCUUCAUAUGGAGGAAUAUCCAUGUCAUAGGAUUCAGUUUCCCUCUGGUAUGAGAAUUCCAAGAAGUAUGCCAUGCCCUGAUUGUUCUCGCCCUAUGCAUAUAAAUAAAUCUUUCCUCUGCUGCCAUGAAGAUCACAUUGCUGAAGCUGCCGAUGUUCUCGCUGCUGCAACUGAUCAGGUUGAUCAAUAUGAGGCCUAAAUAUAUAAAAUAUUUAAGGGAUUUUUAACUUUUCUUAAAUUUAUAUACUACGUGUGAGCAUUACUAUAAUAAAUCCCUUAGAGGAGAUGUGAUACAUUUGCAUUGAUAUAUAUAUAUAUCAUGUUAUUGCAAGUGGGUUAGUUCAAUC
Chenopodium quinoa (quinoa) is the source of this 2388-nucleotide messenger RNA. RefSeq names its product protein SIEVE ELEMENT OCCLUSION B-like. The record is from RefSeq and is a predicted model, not a curated record. NCBI's taxonomy places the organism in Eukaryota, Viridiplantae, Streptophyta, Magnoliopsida, Caryophyllales, Amaranthaceae. The coding region runs from base 99 to 1355 and encodes 418 amino acids. The transcript is spliced from 6 exons. Gene Ontology annotation, biological process: phloem development.